Mucor velutinosus is the source of this 408-nucleotide messenger RNA. Its product is annotated as serine/threonine protein kinase. NCBI's taxonomy places the organism in Eukaryota, Fungi, Mucoromycota, Mucoromycetes, Mucorales, Mucoraceae. The record is from RefSeq and is a predicted model, not a curated record. Bases 1 to 408 code for a protein of 135 amino acids. The transcript has a single exon.
AUGUAUGCCUAUUUUGGUUUCAGUGGACUUCAACAAGUGAAUUUCCUUCCGGUCCAGGCCAUCCUGCAAUUGCCUUUGCACAAGCUUCUCAUAGGCCUCAGCGAUGAUCACUGGCUCCGGCGUCAUCCCAAGUUUCCAGCAAACAAGUUCCUGAUCUUUGAUAGCCAACAACAACGGCUGCGUCUUCGUGUUGCUUCUGAAUAUUCGAGCUACUCGCUUCUUUGUGCCUCGCUCUAUCAAGAUAUUCUCAUGCUCAAAACCGUCAAACUGGUUCCUGGUGUGUGGCCUCACAUUCUGCAGCCUCCUUCCACCUCCACCUUAGAUUGGUUGAGCUUUGAUUUCUUCGGCAAAUUGGGCACUAAAGAUCUAUGGACUCAGUACCAUCCCGUAACCUUUCGUCAGCAGUAA